UCCUGUGCAGCCAGCCUCCCGCCACAGCUGCCGGCAGCUCCAGCCUUGGCCUCGCAGGGAGGCCAGCCUCCACCAGCCCGCCUUCUCAAGGCCCGCAGGUCUCCCCGGGCCCCUAGCCACGCUGUCAGCAUGGCCCAGGCUUCUGCAGACAUCGUCGAGGCAGACCUUGAGCAGAGGAUCCUGCAGGAGCUGAAGAAUGCUGGCAGCCCUAUGAAGGCUGCCCAGCUGGCAAAGGAAUGCAAAGUGCCCAAGAAGAACAUCAACCAAGCUCUCUACCGGAUGAAGGAGAAGUUGCAAGUGCAUGAUGCUGGCUCUGCGACGUGGUGCUUGAGAGAGGAUGUGGCUGGAGCACUGGUUCCCACAGCGCCUGCCCAGCUCAGCCUUGAGCCGGUGCAGGUGCAGGAACGGAUCCGCAGGCUGCUGGCCGGCCAGGGGCCCAUGAAGGCCGUGAACAUCGCCCGGGCCCUGGGGAUGACCUCGUCCAGAGAUGUCAACCGAUACCUGUAUGAAAUGCAGAAAGACCACCUGCUGAACUUGGACAAGAAGUCAAACAACUGGGAAAUAUACCAACCAGAGCGGGCCGAACAGCCACAUCUCCAUCGGGAACUCCGAAGCCGUCCAGAUUGGACACGGGAACAGCAUCGUGAAGUACGUGGCCCCUGCGGAGAGCGGCUCCGCGGCUCCCCUCUGCCUCCCUCCACCGCCCGCAGCGGGUCCCCAUGCUCAGGAGCCCGCGGCUGGACCCUGGGGGCCGCAGAACAUCCACAUAGACAACUCUGUGCUCAGACGGGUGCAGCUGGGACACGGCAACGACAUGACCCUGCUCGGCGCCCCGGCCACGGGCCCCGGCCCCAGCCCCCCAGACUUUGCCACCACAGCUGGCCCAGGGGCUUCGUUCGAAAUUCGAAUGCCCCCCCCAGGACCUCAGCCCGAGGGGCAGGGCGACACGGCCCAGAGAGAGGAGGAGGGCAACUCGGCCCAGACAGUCCUCAUCAAGUCCUGCCGCUUGGAGGAAUCCAGCAUCGGCAGCGGCAACAGCCUGAGAGUCCGCCCGUGGCCGGCCGGCCUCCGGACAGGGGCAGCGCCAGGGGCCAGCCGCGGGCACCCAGGGCAGCCAGCCGAGGGCGCAGGUGAGCCUGGGCCCUGGUGGACCCUGAGAGUCCUUCUCUCUCUCUUUCUCCUCUC
Molecule: messenger RNA, 1185 nt
Organism: Pipistrellus kuhlii (Kuhl's pipistrelle)
Lineage: Eukaryota; Metazoa; Chordata; Mammalia; Chiroptera; Vespertilionidae
Gene: ZBP1
Product: Z-DNA binding protein 1
Exons: 6
Coding region: 130-1134 (334 amino acids)
Biological process (GO): positive regulation of type I interferon-mediated signaling pathway
Cellular component (GO): nucleus
Molecular function (GO): double-stranded RNA adenosine deaminase activity; RNA binding; DNA binding
Source: RefSeq, a predicted model, not a curated record